AUGACGCAUGGCGACGGGAACGUAAGCAGAAACAUGGGUGCUGGUCCGCUAUACAUGCUAUGCUACGUAAACGUCUCCUCAGACCGCGGCUACCGAGUAUGUUCAUGACCAACGGCAGAUCCAUAAUCCCGAAAAUGGACGAAUUGGAGCUACUGACCACAGAGAAUGUCUUAAUGAAGAACUGCAGCGUCAUGUUUAUCACUGAGACGUGGCUUCACCCACAGAUCCCUGAUGCUGCAGCAGAGCUAGUGGACCGCACGCUACACCGGUACGACAAAACCAAGGAGUCGGGUAGGACCAGAGGCGGGGGGCUUUGUGUUUACGUGCACAGCGGCUGGUGCAUCAACAGCAAGAUCAUUGAGAUGCACUGUAGCCCUAAUGUAGAGAUACUGGCAGUCUCCUGGAGGCCCUUUUAUCUCCCAAGGCAGCUAACAGUAGCCAUUUUGAUCGCUGUUUACAUCCCACUAGAUGCUAACGUUAGCAAUGCGCUUAGCCUCCUGCUCACUGUUGUAAACAAACAGCGGCUUGCCCGCUCUGAUGGAGUUUCUAUUGUUGCCGGUGACUUCAAUCAAGCGUGCUUAAGGACUGUCCUUAAAUUGGUCCAGUAUGUGCAUUGUGCCACCAGAGGGGACAAAACGCUAGACCAUGUUCAGUGUAAUAUUAAACAUGCUUACACAGCCACCCCCCUCCCCCACCUUUCCAAGUCGGACCACUUCUCACUGUCCCUAACUUCCACAUACACAACUCUCAGGACAAAACCUGAGACAAUGACCAUCAACACCUGCCCUGAAGGGGCGCUAUCCCAGUUGCAGGACUGCUCCUCCAGGACACUAUGGGACUUAUUUGACACUGACACUGUUCUCUGCUACAUUAAAAACUGUACUGACAUGGUCACUGUCAACACGGAUCAGGGUUUUUGCCAACCAGAAACUCUGGAUGACCAGUAAAGUCCAGAUUCUCCUCAAAAACUGAAAUGCCACCUUCAGGUCAGGGGUCAGGGUCCAGUGCAGUAUGGCCAAAGCUGACCUGAGAAGAGGCAUUAUAGAGGCGAAGAAGGAUUACAAAAAGAAAAUCGAGGAGCAUUUCACUGCUAAUGAUCCAAGGAAGAUGUAGCAGGGGAUCCAACACAUAACCAACUACAAAGGU
This is a messenger RNA of Sphaeramia orbicularis (orbiculate cardinalfish), 1146 nucleotides long. RefSeq lists its product as uncharacterized. The record is from RefSeq and is a predicted model, not a curated record. The coding region runs from base 60 to 947 and encodes 295 amino acids. Lineage: Eukaryota; Metazoa; Chordata; Actinopteri; Kurtiformes; Apogonidae. The transcript is spliced from 2 exons.